This is a messenger RNA of Corticium candelabrum, 970 nucleotides long. RefSeq lists its product as uncharacterized. Gene Ontology annotation, molecular function: DNA-binding transcription factor activity, RNA polymerase II-specific; RNA polymerase II cis-regulatory region sequence-specific DNA binding. The record is from RefSeq and is a predicted model, not a curated record. Gene Ontology annotation, cellular component: nucleus. The coding region runs from base 3 to 773 and encodes 256 amino acids. Gene Ontology annotation, biological process: endoplasmic reticulum unfolded protein response; regulation of transcription by RNA polymerase II. Lineage: Eukaryota; Metazoa; Porifera; Homoscleromorpha; Homosclerophorida; Plakinidae. The transcript is spliced from 9 exons.
CCAUGGAGUUGUCAGACUUGUUUCUCGACCAUGGUCGCAUUGCAGAAGGAGAACCAUUGUCGGUGUUUGACACUGUAUUAGCUAACACGGUUGGAGUGAAAGAAUGCGAGCAUAGUGAAGACAGCGGUGUUCAGUUGACUUUCUGCGAUGUCGACGACAUUGAUGGUGUAAUAUCUAGUGUGUCUCGUCGUCUUCCAGACUUACCGCUGCAACCGCUCGAGACAAGCCCGUGUGCAGACUGGGUACAAGAACAAUAUGAAGAUAAGUGUACGUGGGACUCUUUGAUCCGUUCGAAAACUUGCUCAGCGUGGACGCCCAACACACCAGACUCUCUUCCUUACUCUCUUCCUGCUUCUCCUACUUCUAACUUUCAAGCUUUGUCUUGUCGAAUCACAUCAUCGUCACCUUUGUCGUCUCAAACAACGAAGACAAAAGCACAGUCUUCGAAAAAGCAAGACUUAUCUUCUCGUCUUGAUUUAAAAAUGCAGGCUGUGCUGAACUCGAAGAAACGCAUUGCUACGUCUGGCUUUACUGCAGACACAAACGGAGAAAGCUCUUUUGAUGGAAAUCUUUGGCAAUGGAAACGACAGCAAAGAUUGCUGAAGAAUCGUGAAUCUUCUAGUGAAUCAAGAAGAAAAAAGAAAGAAUAUCUCAAUGCUUUGGAGUCACAAGUAAAGCAGCUGACAGAGCAGCAUACAUCAUUAUUACAGGAAAACAAAACACUGAGGAAAUGUGUGGAGCAACUGCAACGUGAGGUUUGUGUAUGGUUUUGAUCCUAGCUAGAAACUUGAAAGUACUACAGCAGUAGACACACGUUCUUAUGAUUUGCAUACUGGUAAUUGAAGCUGUGUUUACACUGUUGCUUCCACAGCUAUGAGUCUCUGAAACCCGGCCACCACGAUAGAAUUGUUGUGAAGAAUUAUGAAUUUAGUCAUUGUUUUUUCUAAACGUGCUACUUGUAAAAUCUAUC